This is a messenger RNA of Rotaria sp. Silwood2, 1056 nucleotides long. The record is from the annotation of a GenBank genome assembly. NCBI's taxonomy places the organism in Eukaryota, Metazoa, Rotifera, Eurotatoria, Philodinida, Philodinidae.
AUGUCUACAACAUCUUCAUUUCCCGAUCAAGUCAAAGCCAGUUUAAUAAACAUAUGUCAUCUAUUUACAAUAUGUAUUCAACGUUAUGCUCUUCAUUGCAGUACAGAUGGUCAUUUUGCUCAACUAAUUUUCGGUGCAGAUUUAGUUCGUGCUCAUCGAUCUCAAACAAACAACAAUUCUCCUACUGGUAUUACACAACUUCUUACCAAUCAUUUUGUUUCAUUUGAAGAAAAAUUGGGUACAAAUGUAAAAACAUUAGCAUUUUUUAUACAUAAUUUAUUUAUGGAUCAUUGCCUUACUGAAAUGAAUACAUGCGAACGACGUUUAUAUUUAUCAAAUAUCAACGAAAAAUUAUCUUCGAUUAAAUUUAUUUCAACAAAUAAAAAUAUUGUUAAAAAAGAAGAUAUUAAUAUUGAAUUAUUAGUUAGUCAUAUUCUUGAUACACUACCAAGAUUAAUAUUUGAUCGACAAAAUAUCUAUCAUAAUCUUCUUUCUCGUUUAGUUAAACAUAAUCUCGAUCGAAUUGAUGAUUAUCUUAUUUAUAAUCAACAAUUAUCUUUUGUUACAGUUGGGUCUUCGAUAAAACAAUCAUGUUUAAUUGAUGGUAUACUUUUACCAGUUUAUAAUUCUCAUAAAUUACUUUCAUCAUUUAUAUCAAAUAAUCAAAUAAGAAUUGUAUUUUUAAAUAUACAAUCAACAGAAUUUGAUAAAUCAUCAUUAUUUACAAUAAUUGAUCAUAAUCAAGAAUUUAUUUCAUAUGAUACAUUAAUUUAUCGUCAAUUUAUUAAAAAAUAUUUAAUAAAUGUUAAUUUAAUUAUUUCAUUAUCAUGUAUUAAUGAAUUAUUUCUUUUUGAAUUACAUCAAGCUAAUAUAAAUGUUAUUGAUUCAUUAGAUGAACAAACAUUUGAAUUUAUUUUAAAAGUUUAUCAAUGUUUACCAUGUAAUCGAUUAUUAAUUUCAGAUGACGAAUCAAUUGAUAAAAUAUCAACUAUUUUACUUGAUCGACAUGUUAUUGUUAAUCAACAAGCAUACAUCUAUUUAUCUUCAAAUGGUUAG